Molecule: messenger RNA, 489 nt
Organism: Pyricularia oryzae 70-15
Lineage: Eukaryota; Fungi; Ascomycota; Sordariomycetes; Magnaporthales; Pyriculariaceae
Exons: 1
Source: RefSeq, a predicted model, not a curated record
AUGCACAAGUUUGCUUCCAGUAUAAUCACAGAAGACUGGUCCACCGCGAGAGGAUACGACAAAGAGGGCGUUGACGAACUCAAAGGCUUGCUGGCACGCAAUGCCGAAGGCGUUUUCCUCUGGCUUGGCUUGGCUGGAGAGAGUCUCAAACGUGGCUAUCACAAAGGUGAUGCCUUGGAAGACCUGCGAAAUCGUCUACAAAGUCUUCCGCCGGAGCUGAAAGAUCUCUACACGGAAAUGUGGCGGCGGUCCAACGAGGACACGCAAUCAAAUCGCGAAAGCGGGUCGUUUUACAUCAAGCUGCUGCUCGAUAGAUACCCCAGCCAGAUGAACCUUAUGAACUCAUUGGCGUUCGUCAUGACCACAACCAAUCAUGAACUACAACGCAAGUACUUGGGGCAUCUGGACCAAGAUGUAAACUGGGAUUGGUUCGCAUCCCUCUGCAAAGAGACCCAGAGGCUCGUAGAGAAUCGGUGCGCGGGGCUCUUU